AUGAUGAUGACCAAGCUAAGCCGCGCGCGCCAGCCCCUCGCUCGCGCGCAGUCGUCCGUAGCCGCCGCGGUGUCCGCUUACCCUUCGUACGUGCUGAACGCGCCAGCCACGGAGGUCACGACGCUGCCGAGCGGCCUCCGCGUGGCCUCCGAGGGCUCCCACGGCGAGACCGCGACGGUCGGCGUCUGGAUCGGCGCUGGCUCUCGCUACGAGACGGCGCAGAACAACGGGGCCGCGCACUUUCUGGAGCACAUGGCGUUCAAGGGCACGAGCAAGCGCACGCAGCACCAGCUGGAGCUCGAGAUUGAGAACAUGGGCGGCCACCUGAACGCCUACACGAGUCGCGAGCAGACGGUGUACUACGCCAAGGUCUUCAAGAAGGACGUGCCCCGUGCCAUGGACAUCCUCAGCGACAUUCUGCAGAACUCGAAGCUGGACGAAGCGGCGAUUGAGCGCGAGCGGGACGUCAUUCUUCGGGAGAUGGAGGAGGUCAACAAACAGCAGGAGGAGGUUGUCUUUGACCGGCUCCAUGAGACGGCGUUCAUGGGCAACGGCCUCGGUCGCACGAUCUUGGGACCGACGGAGAACAUUCGAAACUUGAAGAAAUCGGACCUUCAGGACUACAUUGCCACGCACUAUACGGCGCCGCGGAUGGUGAUUGCCGGGGCUGGGGCCGUGGACCACUCGCAACUGGUGGAGCUGGCGCAAAAGUCGUUUGGGGAGUUGCCGACAACUCCGGCCGUGGCUCCUACACUUGAGCCUGUGCGUUUCGUUGGCUCAGACGUGCGUGUGAAAGACGACAGCAUGCCUCUGGCUCACGUGGCCCUUGCGUUUGAGGGUUUCAGCUGGACCAGUGAGCACUCGUUCCCUCUGCUGAUCAUGCAGACGCUGCUCGGCAGCUGGGACCGCACCUCGGGUGCUGGCAUGAACAUGUCGUCGAAGUUGGGCCAGGUUGUAGCAGAGAAGGAGCUUGCCCACUCGUACAUGUCGUUCAAUACGUGCUACCAAGAUACGGGUUUGUUUGGUGUGUACGCUGUAGCCGACAAGUACAAGCUGAACGAUCUGACGUGGUACACAAUGGAGGCACUGGUGCGCCUAGUACACAAGACCACGGAUGAUGAGGUCGAGCGUGCGAAGGUGCAGUUGAAGGCCAACAUGUUGAUGCAGCUGGACGGUUCGUCGCCAAUCUGCGAGGACAUUGGUCGCCAGAUGCUGACGUACGGCCGCCGCAUGACCCCUGCAGAGAUCUUUGCUCGCAUUGAUGCCGUGGAUGCUGCGGCUGUUCGUCUUACGGCGGACGAGGUCAUUAAUGACAAGGAGCAUGCGCUGGCUGCUAUUGGUCCUAUCCACGAGCUGCCUGACUACAACUUCAUUCGCCGUCGCUCGUACUGGCUGCGAUACUAA
Messenger RNA from Peronospora matthiolae, 1404 nucleotides. The record is from the annotation of a GenBank genome assembly. Lineage: Eukaryota; Oomycota; Peronosporomycetes; Peronosporales; Peronosporaceae.